GGCUGCCCGGAACGCGCCCGGCUCCUCGCCAUUUAUAGCGGCCGGGAGGAGUCAGGGCCCGGCCGAGCCAGGGCCCGGCCCAGCUUGGCCCGGCCCAGCUUCCCCCGGCCGCGGCAGCAGCGGGACGGGCGCUGGGGCAGAUGCCCUGUGCACAUCCCAGACCUCCCCUCACCACUGUGCCUUGCGCUGAGCCUGCCCAGCAAGAGGAGCAUGUCCUGACCUCACGCUCUUGAGAUGGCAGCUAUCCAGAGCUUCAGCGCCGCCCACCCCGGCGACCCCCAGCCUGGGGACCUGAUCGAGAUCUUCCGGCCAGCUUACCAGCACUGGGCCCUCUACCUGGGGGACGGGUACGUCAUCAACGUGACACCCGUAGAUGAAGGGCCCCCAGCAACGUUCGCCAGUGCCAAGUCCGUGUUCAGCAGAAAGGCCCGGGUGAGGAUGCAGCUCCUGAAGGAUGUGGUGGGAAGUGACACCUACCACAUCAACAACAAGUACGAUGACACCUAUGCUCCCCUCCCAGUGGAGGAGAUCAUCCGACGUGCUGAGUACCUUAUUGACCAGGAGGUGUCCUACGACCUCCUUGGCAACAACUGCGAGCACUUUGUGACACUGCUCCGCUACGGCGAGGGGGUUUCUGACCAGGCCAACCGAGCAAUCAGUGCCAUUGGGUUUGUUACAGCUGCUGCUGGUGCCUUCUCCUUGCUGGGCUUGCUCCGGGGCAGAUCCAGGGAGAGACAGUACUGAUGGACCCAGGACGAUUUGUGGCCAUAGUUGCCACCAAGACUUACUAACAACUGUGUUGCCGUUGCUGAGCGUGGCACUAGCCUUUUUGCCAUUUCUGCUUUUAUUUCAUUGCCUGUCAUGAUUUCUGUGGUAGUCUGAGAGUCCUUGCAAGCAAAUUCUCCCUCCUUACACCCCCACCUUACACACCUCUGCUGAGGGCUGGCGCAAGCAUUCUACACACAUCCUGCUUUUAUCAGCUACAUCCUAUGGGCUCUUUAUGUGAAUAACCUAUUUUCACCUUAACAAGUUUUGGUUUUGUUUUUUUUUGUUUUUCUAUCAAAAGUAAUGUAAAAGUAUUGCCAAGGGUUUACUGUGUGUCCUCCAGCUGAGGGCCUGUGCAAGUGGAAAACCCCAGGUUCCCAGGCCUGCGAAAGGGCAGACAAGGUACGUGCUGUGUCUCAGAGCCUGUGCCUGCAGUGCCUAAAUUGAGCUGCUCCUGCGAGGGCAGGGUGUAGGAAGGAAGGGCAGGUCUUACAGGCUGUAUCCCUCAGAGUUUUAAAUUAAUGCUCUGGUUUUGGCAUUAUGGUGUUUUGCUCAGUUUUGUCCAACCUGGAAAGCCUCCCUUUCCCUAGCUUCUCUGACUCCCUUUGGGAGCAGCAGACCCCCAGUCUGGGGAGGGUUCUGACAAAAAACCCAGCUAGUUUGGUUUUUUUCUGGCAGCUGUUUGUUCUAUGUUGGGACCACUGUGCCACUGAAAUUUCCCUCCUCAUCCCUGUAAGUGCAGUAAUUGUUGGCAUUGGACCUGACCAAGCUUUCUAGAUGAUCUUUAAGGUCCCUUCCAAACUGAACCAUUCUAUGAUUCUACUCCUUGGGCUGCCAAAGCACUGAGGUUUAAAGAAAGACCACCAUGGAUUGCAGGGGCAGCCAGUUGCCCCCCAGAGCUGGGGCCACUGGCUCCUCCCUGACCAGCAGUUAAGUUUAAGCACUUUGAAGCCCCUGCCCAAGAUGGAUCUUCCUCCAGCCAGCAGGAAGGCAAAGCCAGGGUCCCUGCGGUGCUGUGGGCAACGUACCUGGAGAAUGAGCUGUGAGGCACCUAUGCCUCAUCUCCAAAUCUAGAGAGCCCUGCUAUUUCCUUGUCACAAAGCUGAUGUGUGGCUUGUCAUAAAAGAAACCAGUUCUGGAAAAGUGUGAUUUAUUAUUCUUUACCAGGAGUAUCUGGCUUGUGUGUUUGGAACCAUGUUAUUUGCAGACCACAUGUAAGAAAUGAAAUCCUGUGUUGCUUUCACCACGUGCAGCUGCCUGGACUGUAAGAAGAGAUGAGAGCAAAAGAGCUGUCUGUAAGAGGCUUGCUAUUUUUGUCUGCUCUUAACAUGUACAUAACGGGAUUAGAAGCUUUUUUUAAACAUCAGUUGUUUCAAUGUUUGAAAUAACAAAGCCAAGGCUUCUGACUGUACUUUGUAGUGCCCUCUGUUAUUACAUUUAAAUAAAGUUCUUUUUUAAUAUGGGAAAACAUUAUAAUAAAACUGAACCUGAAAGUCC
Molecule: messenger RNA, 2262 nt
Organism: Phalacrocorax carbo (great cormorant)
Lineage: Eukaryota; Metazoa; Chordata; Aves; Suliformes; Phalacrocoracidae
Source: RefSeq, a predicted model, not a curated record